Molecule: messenger RNA, 1056 nt
Organism: Nakaseomyces glabratus
Lineage: Eukaryota; Fungi; Ascomycota; Saccharomycetes; Saccharomycetales; Saccharomycetaceae
Gene: MTG1
Product: putative GTPase MTG1
Biological process (GO): mitochondrial translation
Cellular component (GO): mitochondrion
Molecular function (GO): GTPase activity; GTP binding
Source: RefSeq, a predicted model, not a curated record
AUGAGCUACCGAUGCUAUAGCUCACUGAGCUUUGUUCCCAGACAUGUUCUACCAAGAUUUAACAUUCCCAAAUCCGAUUUCAAAGGCCACCAGGUCAAGGCUAUUAAGAAAUUCAAGAAGCUGUCGCCUGGACUGAACAUGCUAAUAGAACUCAGAGAUAUACGUGCACCGCUUUCAACAAGAAAUGUGAUAUUCGAUAAUAUUUUGAGGAGUAACAGGUCGUUGGAGCGGCUUGUGGUGUAUACGAAGAAAGAUAUGACUAGCGGGAACGCCAAUGGGAAGCAAUACUUUAAGAAACUGUCUCAAUGGCAUGCACAGCUGAAUGAAAAGUUUAUUAUACUUGAUGGUAGGGAUACUAGUGAUGCCAAACAGCUGUUAAAGAUUUUACAGUGGGAAAAUCAUAAGGUAGAGAGCAGAGGGAUGAGACUCCCUCUGGGCUAUAGAGCCUUCAUAGCAGGAAUGCCAAACGUGGGAAAGUCGACCUUGGUUAACACGCUUAGAAGAGUAACAAACCCCAGUUCUAGUGGCACUAAGUUCAAGAAGGUCGCCAGAACUGGAUCAGAAGCAGGUGUUACUCGAAGUACUAGUGAAGUUAUCAGACUGAUGCCUACUACCAACAAUUCCAGCCCAAUUUACCUUAUAGAUUCCCCGGGAGUUGGACUACCUGGACGACUCACUAACCAGAAUCGUAUGUUGACUUUGUCUAUGUGCGGUGCAGUAAAGACAAGUCUAAUAGAACCCGUCAUACAGGCUGACUAUUUAUUAUAUUUAAUGAAUUUACAAAAUCCAUUACCAGGAGCCGAAUGGUACCCAAAAUAUAAAUCAGAACCAACAAAUGAUAUUUAUGAGGUACUAAGGAGAUUAGCUAAGAAUAAGGAAUCGUUUGAUGAAAACGUAGUUGCCACUAAUUGGGUCAACAAAUGGAGACUAGACUCGAAGAAUCUUUUAUUUGACGUGGAAACGUUACUCCCAGCAGAUGCCUUUUCUUAUAGGGACUAUGUUGAUAAACAACUUGAGGAGCUCGGUGAAUUGACAUUUCUCAGGGAAAGACAAUAA